AUGGGCGUGAAGAGUAAGAGUAGUAAUAGUAGUCUGAUGAAUAAACUCCUUACAGGGAGUGGAAGUGAGAGUCCACGGUGGGAUGCUUUAGAUGCCCCUACACUGAGUUCAGCCCCUUUAUCCUCCUUAUCCUCCACAGCCACAGAUCAUGCAUUGGUAGAACCUAAAGAAGAAGAAGAAGAAGAUGCCUCUACCACUUUAUUUUACGGUAUAAAAAAUAGUGAUGUGGAGACAGAGAUUGGAUCUAGUCGUAGUGGAAUACCAGAGAAUAGUGAUGAAGUGAAGAAGAAGUCCAUCACAGUGAAGAAAGAAAAGGAAGAAGAGGAAGAGGAAGAGGAAGAGGAAGAAGAGGAGAAGGGUAUCUUUACAGAACCUCCAAUGGAGUUCCAUGAGAAUAAUAAUAAUAAUAAUAAUAAUAAUAAUAAUAGUAAUAGUAGUAGUAGUCAUCAUAAAGCAGCAAAACGUGCAACCCUUCGAAAAAGUAUUUGGUCAUUUGCUAAAAAUGCUGUAGAGAGUACAAAACGAGAAAAGACUCCACUUCCUACCAUCUCCAUACUACCAAGACCAUCUUUCUUAACUGGAUUAACAGAUGGAACGCCUUUUAUUCCUACCCUUUCACAAACCUCUAUACGAGUACCAACAGCAACAGUAGCCCCUACUACUACUACUGUGGUAGUUCCUCAACACUGGAGUGUAUUUUACCCAGAAGGAAUGGAUCAACAACCUCCGGUGUUAUUACAUUAUUUAGUGCUUGGCGGUUGGCGAACUGUGCCGGGUGGAUGGGAUUACUUUAGUCAUCGUCGUUUACAUAAAGGGGAGGUGGUGGGACACUCCGUACGUUGGUUGCAUAGUGCCCAACCACGCGAUCGAUUUGUGUUUGUUAUUAGUCCAGUAGAUCCAAAAGCUGUACGGGAAGAAGGUGAAGAAGAAAUGGAGGAAAAGAAAGGAUUUAUAGGGGCAUGGAGAAGAUUUCGAAAAACAAUAUUUGGUUCACCUCCUGCCUUUGCGUAUAAUAAAGGGAAAUUAUUUAGACAACCUUCUCUUAAUCGUACAACCCCAGCACCACCUCCAUCAUCCUCUAGUCCUGUAGGUGAAAGUCCCAUACGAACACCAGGAAUGAUGCCACGAUUACAAAGUGAUGAGGCUAUUUCUCUUUCCCACUCACCUGUUACUAACAUGGAAGUUUAUAGUGGUAAGAAUGGAGGAAAGAAUAAUAAUAAUAAUAAUUUUAUGGGAACACGUAGUAGUAUAACUGAGAGUCGUGGACGUAGAGGAGGAGGAGGAGGAGGAGUGGAAGUAGUAGAAGUACGACAUGAAGAUAUUACGGCCACUGAUUAUAGUCCUCGUUUACUUUCUAGUCGAUUUGCAAUGGAAACUAAAGCAGUAUAUGCAUAUUAUUUUCAUACAAUAGAAGAUGCUUUUGCGUAUUAUGGUUGUUUAGAUGAUCUUCAACUUAUUGAUCAACAGGUUCGUCGAGGGGUAACAAACGCCAUUGCAUGUAUAAAGAAAGAAGAAAGUAAUAAUAGUGGUAGACAACCAAGUUCAAAUGUUUUGGAUCGAAUGUUUUCUGAAGAUAAUUCCAUGACAAAUCCAUUUUCCACUACAGAAAGAGAUCUUUCAUUUUCUCUUCAAACAGGUCCAGUAUUAACUUUAUUUGAUAAUGAACCUCUUGAGGUAAGUAUACCACGUGUAGAACAGACAGGAUAUUUAACCCCUACCGGACCAGAACCCAUUAUAAAUUAUAGAACUCCAUCUGAUUCUGUAAAUAAUAAUAAUAAUAAUAAUAAUAAUAAUAAUAAUAAUAAUAAUAAUAUGACACAUAUUGGAAAUGAACAAGUAAAGUAUACACAAAGAGAAGAAGUAUCACCUAAUGCUAUUCCAUAUUUCCCAUUAGCACGAAAACCUAGUGAAGAGUCUCCUUGUUUGAAUAGUGGUAAUGGUAUUGGUAUUGGUGGUAGGGAAUCUCUUGUAUCUACACGUAAUAGUCAACCCAAUGAGAUUCCUUUUAGUUAUCCUCGAGUUAUGCCAACACCCACAACUGUACAUUUUGAUACGAUAGUAACUGUAUAUUCAGAGGAUCCUAACUUUAAUGCCUUAUUACGAGAAGUACUUAUACCAGAACCAGGUACACAUCCCUAUACAGCAUCUCUUAAAGAGCAACGUCGUAUGCUUUCUAUGUAUGAAACAGGUAUGCCAGCUUGGACAGUUUUUCUUGCCUCUACUGGACUUCCCUAUCGCCGUGUUUUUCGAUUAACAUUUGUAGGACUUGUGAAUAUUUGGCCUGUAAUCUCUCUUUUUGUAGGAUUAUAUGACUUGUAUAAACAUUUACCUCAGAUGAAAGAAUUUGUAUCGACGACAUUAGCACCACUUCUUAAUUGGGUAGAACGUCGGGUAACACUACGUAUAUCUAUGUUAGUUACAUAUAUAGUUUCUGUUGGAUUUUCUGUAGCUGCCUCUUUCACAAGUUUCUUCUCUCAAUUCUAUGUAUUAGAAGUUUUUCUUUUCCCAUUACGAUUUUUUGGACGAUUACUACAUACUCCCUUUUCACUUAUAUUUGAACUCUUAUGGACAUUCCUUUCUAUUAUUCUCUCUUUCCUGGGUCUCCUCCUCGUGACACUUAAAAUGCUUAUUAUGGGACCAUUUGUACUCGUUUCUCAUCUUGCCUCUUGGGAGUUUGCGAGCAGUAGUGCUGGUGUUCUUCCCGUCGCGGCGGAGGGAACAUCGCUGACGAUGAAGUGGUGGAGAGCUUGGCAGGAGUUUUGGGUAACGGUGGCUUCACCUGUGAAGAAUCUCGCCAAGGCAUGGUAUGAUAGUGUGGUUCAUGUUGCGGUGAGUGCGGCCAGACGUGAGGCUUCUAUUCGUCGCUGGUAUACACCGAAGUUACGAUUGGUGAUUCGUUUUAUGGAGUUUGUGCGGGAAGUGUUUAUAGUGAAUGUGUGGUUGUGGUGGCAGUACUGUGCACAUGGGCGGGGACUGUGGGUAUUGUAUCUCUUGUUAGUGUUGAGUUGUGGGUGGAUGCUGUUGCCGGCCCGUGUGGAGGAGAAGGGAGGAAGGAGUUCAAUGGGAAUGGAAAUAAUGAUAACAUCAACAACAGCAACAGGUGGAGGAAGGGGAGGAAUAACAGGAGAAGAUCAUCAUCAUCAUAAUAGUAAUAUAGAUAGACAAGUUGGCUUUACAUCUACAGAGAUGUCGUCUAUAGAUAUUGGGGAUAGGGCUCUCAUGGAGAAGGAUCCAUUGAUGAUUGGGGGAUUUGAUGCUUUACACUUUGCGUGGGAAACACUUCUCGCUGUGUGGAUUCAACUCCCAUGGUAA
Messenger RNA from Trypanosoma theileri, 3312 nucleotides. RefSeq lists its product as uncharacterized. Lineage: Eukaryota; Euglenozoa; Kinetoplastea; Trypanosomatida; Trypanosomatidae. The transcript has a single exon. The record is from RefSeq and is a predicted model, not a curated record. The coding region runs from base 1 to 3312 and encodes 1103 amino acids.